AUGCUCGCCGCCGCCCUCUUCGCAUUCGCUCCGCCUGCCGGCUCGAGCCCCGGCCGGGCUGACAUCUUCCGCGUCGCUCGCAUGAAAGUUGCUCCAGCGCCUUCGGAGGUUCCGGCGUCGCUCCAGUCUCACCAAGUCCGCAUCGCGGGCGAGGACGAACUACAGGCGGUCGCACGGCUCAUGCUCGACGUGUUUGCGCCGGAGUCACCCGCAGCUCCGGCGCUGCUGCCCUUCAUGACCUCCCUCCUCGAGGCGAACCAGAGAACUGCGCGGGCUGCGGCGGCAGGGAGGCUCGCGGCCGAGCUCUCGCAGCGGGUGGCCAUUGGCAGCACCAUCUUCAUCGCGGCCGAGGCCGGUGUGCCGGCCGACGGAGCCGAGGGCGGGCUGCCUCUGCUCGGCACCGUCGACCUCUCCUCGCAAGAGAUGGAGCUGCCGACGCAUGGGCUGACUGGCUCGCUGUACAUGUCCACCCUCGCCGUCGACAGCGCGCACAGGAAGCGAGGCCUCGGCCGCGCGCUGCUGCGAGCUGCGGAGGCGGAGGCCAGCGCGCAGGGCGUGGAGGGCAUCUACCUGCACGUCGAGGCGGCAAACGCUGGCGCCCUCAGCCUCUACCGGGGCGCCGGCUACAGCGCCGUGCAGCCCACGCCGCUCCUCACCACCUUCACGCGCGCGCUGCACCUCACGCACGCAGACCCGAUCCUGAUGUUCAAGCGCGUGCCGUGCGACGGUGCGGCGAGGUAA
Messenger RNA from Emiliania huxleyi CCMP1516, 741 nucleotides. RefSeq lists its product as hypothetical. Lineage: Eukaryota; Haptophyta; Isochrysidales; Noelaerhabdaceae. The record is from RefSeq and is a predicted model, not a curated record. Gene Ontology annotation, molecular function: N-acetyltransferase activity. The transcript is spliced from 2 exons. Gene Ontology annotation, biological process: mitotic sister chromatid cohesion. Gene Ontology annotation, cellular component: cytoplasm; NatA complex. Bases 1 to 741 code for a protein of 246 amino acids.